Chlamydomonas reinhardtii is the source of this 4467-nucleotide messenger RNA. RefSeq lists its product as uncharacterized. The coding region runs from base 153 to 4148 and encodes 1331 amino acids. Gene Ontology annotation, molecular function: methyltransferase activity. Lineage: Eukaryota; Viridiplantae; Chlorophyta; Chlorophyceae; Chlamydomonadales; Chlamydomonadaceae. Gene Ontology annotation, cellular component: nucleus. The record is from RefSeq and is a predicted model, not a curated record. The transcript is spliced from 18 exons.
UGAUAGCACCCCUUCAGGUCCGCACGAAUUCCAGUUGCAAUUCUUUUCGAGGCCCCGGCACUUGCAAGGCGUACAACAUAGGUGCACUGGUCGCCAUGCUCGGGACCCGGAGCUUGAUGCCGCGAAGGCAGCCGCUUCGCUCUGGGUCAUCGAUGUGCAAUCUGCAGGCUCGGAGCCUGCUAGCAGGCACGCGCAGGGCCGCCUACGCUGCUGUGCUCCGUGCAUCAUCACAGCAAGUGACGAGACGUCGUAGAAACACUCAGGUUCCAGACCUUGCUGAAGAGCUGGCACUGCUGGCCCCGCGCCGGGCACCUGAGGACAUCGACAUGGUGACCGCAAGCCUCGCCGCCGCCAAAGGUCCGCUUGUGGCUGUUGUGCGGCCUGUCAACCAAGGUGAUGGCCAGAGUGAAGCACCAGCGGCGAUCAACGCGGUGGAGCCGACUCCAGGCGUCAAGGGCCGACGAUCACGCCGGAACCCCUUCCAGGCACUGCUGGCGACACUACAGCCGGGUGUCGCCACCGCACAGGUGUCAGCCGUGUGGUUGUCGAGCCUGAGGGCUCAGCUGCGCGCAAGCAGCACCAGCACCCAGGUUCGACAGGGCCACGGCUCGGAGUCAGCAGCCAAGCUGACUUCAACGCCCACCGCUGGCCAAGACGCAUCCAGCCAACAGGGAUGGAAGCUGCAUGGCGUCAGCGCGCGCCUCCCUCUGGCGGCACCUGAUGGUGACAACACUGGCGGUCCCACAGCGGACCCGCUCGGGACUCUCCCGCUCAGGACUCGUACAACUUACCAGAGCGCCGUCGGCCCAGAGCUGGUUGGAACGGGUCAGGGGAAGCGUCAGUGGCUGCGGCCCGGCGACAUCAUCCGUGUGACGCUGCAGCAAGAAUCCGGCAGCAAGCAGCAGGCCGGCAAUGAGGAAGUGCAGGCGGCCGCCUCGGGCUCUUCCUCCUCGCCCGCCGCCACCACCUACCUGGUGCAGGCGCUGUACCGGGACAAGCAGUACGGCGUCAAGUAUGGGGAGCCCAUGGUGCAGCUGCGCCUGCUGCUUCACGGUCGUGACACGGUGCUUGAGGACGCGGCGGCGGACCACGAGCUGUUCCUACUGGACACAUCCACUGUCGCACCGGAGGAACACGGACUGCCGGGCAGUGACAACAUCAGAAGCAGCGGCAGUGGUGGGUUGCUGGAGCCGAGGCGCCAAAGUGAAGACAAGCGGAGCAGUGACGAGGCGCGGCGUGCGGCCUGGCUGUCGCCUGAGGAGACGCUGUUGUCGCUGCCGCUGCGGGACCUGGACGCAGCGGAGGUGGUCAAGGCCAAGGACCUGAGCGGAAGGCCCUGCGGCCACGCACACAGCGUAGAAAACGCCAAGGCCGACCUGAAGCUGCAGCGGAGCAACGUGCGCGCGGUGGCCGCCGGCCUGCCGCCCACCUACGUGUACCGGCACGUGUACUGCCCGCGCCAGGGGCUGUUCCGGGCGCUGCGGCGUGACCAGCUGCGACUGGGCCAGUGGAUAGACCCGCAGCAGCUGCAGCGGCAGGAGGCGCAGCAGCUGAUGAGCAGGGCAGGGGGCGGAGAGGUACCUCCCCGCCUGCACUAUAAGAUGGGUGCGGAGGCUGGUGCGCCGCUGCUAGAGGGGCGGGGCUUCACCCUGGCAGGAGUCACGUACCAGGCUGGCGAGUUCAUGUAUGUGGACGCGGAGAAGGCGGGCGGCCAGCAGGGCGGCCCGUGGGCAGUUGUGCAGCUGGUGGGCGUGGAGCAGCCGGAGGAGGAGCAGGCACCUGCACGUGGGGCCAGCGGGGCUGGGGCCUCGGGUGGCAAGGGCUGCAAGCACGUGCCGCAACUGCAGCUCAAGGUAGGUCCGCCGUUUCCUGCGGCCCGAGGACCUGUGUCCGACCUGGCCUACACAGCCGACUGGUGGGACCUGUACGAGCCGGCACCAGCAUCACCCUCAUCAGCCGCCGCCACAGCCACUGCGGGUGGCAUGUCGCUGCUUCAGGUGCCGGUGUCAGCUGUGGCGGGCAAAUGCGCAGUGGUGUGGGCGGGAGCUGGGGCAGACCUGCAAGCAGCGGUGGCGGCGGGCCCUGCCCUGCCUGGUGUGCGGGCGCUGGACACGUUCCGCGUCGUGGGCACAGGCCUGCCACCCGGCCAGGAGGAGGAGGCUGAGUGGGCGGCGGCCUCUGCGUCUCCCUUGGGGCACCCGCCCACUACCGGAGCCUCAUCCGCCCCAUCCCCCGCACCGGGCGCGGCCGCGGGUCCCACCAUCCGCCCGCUGGCUACCUUGGACAUCUUUGCGGGCUGCGGCGGACUGAGCGAGGGACUGCACCAGUCUGGCGUGAGCUCCACGCUGUGGGCUGUGGAGUUUGACGCCAACGCCGCCAAGGCCUACACGGAGAACAACCCGCACACAGAGGUGCUGGUCGGAGACUGCAACACCCUGCUGCAGGAGGCCAUGGCUCGGGCGGGUCAGUCCAAGUACUGCGUGGUGGCGCGGGGGCGCGAGGCGGAGGAGGGUACAGGCAAGGCGGACCCAGCUGCUGCCGCCUCCUGUACCUCCGCUGCCGAGCCGUCACCGCCGGCGGCGCCGCGGCUGCCGCUGCCGGGCGAGGUGGAGCUGCUGGUGGGCGGGCCGCCCUGCCAGGGCUUCUCAGGCCUGAACCGUCACGCCGGUUCAGAGAAAGCCGUGCGCAACAACUCGCUGGUUGGCAGCUACCUGUCCUACUGCGACUUCUACCGCCCCCGCUACUUCAUACUGGAGAACGUCAUGGGCUUCACCUUCUACAAGCCCGUGCAGCCCACUGAGGGCAGCCACAAGAGCCGCCAGCGCCGCCGCAGGAGCAAGAGCAGUGCGCCUGACUGUCGCCACAGCAGUGCCAGCAGUGCUGAAGAAGGGGGCAACUCGUCGUCAGCGGCAGAGGAGAAUAACCAAAAGGACGAGAACGUGUCGCAAUCGGCUUCUCACGCCGCCACCACCACCACCAUCACCACCACCACCACCGGCUCAUCCCGCUCGGCCACGGACGCGCCAGGUCCCAGUGUCAGCUACUUCAAGCUCGCGCUGCGGACGCUGUUGGACAUGGGGUACCAGGUGCGCUUCGGCGCCCUGAACGCGGGAAACUACGGCGUGCCCCAGAGCCGCAAGCGCAUGUUCAUCAUCGCGGCCCUGCCCGAGGAGGUCCUGCCCAACUGGCCGCGCCCGAUGCACUCGUUCCGGGUGGCGGCUGAGGCGGGCAGCAACCGCGAGGGCCAGCAGGACCAGCCGCCAAUCCCAGUGCCCGGCGGCAUGUACUACGCCAACGGGGCGGGGAAGUGCCUAGCAGGCACGCCCCUGCGCGCCGUGACUGUGCGGGAUGCCAUCGGUAACCUGCCGCCCAUCACGCCGGGGACCAAGGGCGACCCGGCCGUGCCGCUGCCGCGGCCCAUGAGCGCCUUCCAGCGGCGCCUGGCGGAGGCGGCGACAGCUGGCCGGCAGGAGCCGGAGGAGGCAGCAUGCAUCACACUGCCGCAAGAGCUGCAGCAGGGCCGGCCCCAGGCGCAACUGACUCACCAUGUGCUGGAGCAGUCGCUGGGUGCACGCCACCUCGCCAUCGCGAGCUUCGUGCCGCCUGGGUUCGACUUGGGCUCAGUGCUGAACGACAGGGCCGCCGCAGCCGAGGCCCUGGACGCCGCCACUGAGGCAAGGGAGGCGGAGGGCAGUGGCGAGUCAAGUGACAGAGAUGACGCGUCCCUCUCGCCGCAGCAGCAGUACGCGGUGCGGCUGGACGAGCUGCUGCUGCAGCAGCCGCACCUGGUAGAGCGCAGCACACGCAGCGGCUUCUACGGCAGGCUGUCCCACUCUGGCUACUUCCGAACCGCCAUCACCACCCCCCGCGUGGAGUCCUCCACCGGCUGGUCGCUGCAUCCAGACACGGCCCAGCAGCGGAGCGUGUCGGUGCGGGAGCUGGCGCGCAGCCAGGGCUUCCCCGACCGCCACACGUUUGGCGGCCGCACGGACGCAUGCUACCGGCAGGUGGGCAACGCCGUGCCGCCGCCCCUGGCCCUGGCGCUGGGGCUGCAGCUGAGGCAGGCGCUGGCGCUGCGGCAGCAGGGGCACCGGCAGGCGGAGGGCAAGGAGGAGGAGCGGCAGCAGGUGGAGGAGGAGGGCGUGUAGGAGGCACAGGAAGAGCAAAAGGCUUAUGAAGAUUUACGGAGAAGCAAAUUUGCAUGGCUGGUACAUGGAGCGGGAGGGAGCGGGCGCAGGCAUGUGCGUGAUCAUGAGGCAAGGCACCAGCAGAAGCAGAUGCUAUGUAACAACGCAAGGGCAAGAGUGUCAGAAGUCACGAGGAAUAGAAGGAUGCUUGAGGAUGCUUGAUGGAGGGCGGAACGCCCAGAGCCCUAGUUGAGACAUGACAAUCACUGAGCGAGGGAACCCCCAAGGCUCGCUCAGGCUUCCUCUGUAUCAUUCCCCGCACUUGUAAAUACAAGUAUAC